UUGAAUGUAGAGUCAGUGAUUGGUACCAGUCACUGACUUUGUCCAUUCAUAACUGAGGCAUAGUAAACUGUGUUUACUAUACUUCAGUUAAUUUUUAUGAAUGAACAGGAAGCUCUUUGCAGAGCUAUUCCUGUCCAGGGGCGGACUGACCAUUUGGAAACUCGGGUACUGCCCGAGGGCCCGGGAUGCCCCUGGUACCUUUUUCAUAGGCUUUUUUGAGUUUGGGCAAGGACACAGGGGCCCCAUGAUCCCCUAUUGCCGGGGG
Messenger RNA from Staurois parvus, 265 nucleotides. The record is from the annotation of a GenBank genome assembly. Lineage: Eukaryota; Metazoa; Chordata; Amphibia; Anura; Ranidae.